Molecule: messenger RNA, 2529 nt
Organism: Penicillium diatomitis
Lineage: Eukaryota; Fungi; Ascomycota; Eurotiomycetes; Eurotiales; Aspergillaceae
Product: AP-3 complex subunit beta
Exons: 3
Coding region: 1-2529 (842 amino acids)
Biological process (GO): vesicle-mediated transport; intracellular protein transport
Cellular component (GO): AP-3 adaptor complex; membrane coat
Source: RefSeq, a predicted model, not a curated record
AUGGAGACUAUAUCCAGAAUAUCUUCGAUGCUGGAGACAGCUAGAGAGCUUACCCUCGAAGCCGCCCAGGCCGCCGCGAGCAACAGGAGCUCAAAUCCGGACUAUGGCUCCCGAACAUACAGCGUAUCGCAUAUUAAGAAGCUCUUGGACAGUCGCCAUGAGCGCGAGGUUCUGGACGGAAUGCGGAGAGUGAUCUCGCUUAUGUAUCGCUCCGAACCAUCCCUGCCAUUUUUUUCGGCUGUCGUGAAAAACGCCGCCACUCCGAAUCUUGAGGUCAAGAAGCUGGUCUACAUCUACUUGGUUCACCAUGCGGAAGCCGAGCCGGACCUGGCGUUGCUGUCAAUCAAUGCCAUUCAGAAGUCGUUGACGGACCAGAACCCUCAAAUCCGAACAAUAGCGUUACGCACCAUGUCAGGCAUUCGUGUUCCCGUCAUCAGCCAGAUCGUUUCUCUGGCAAUCAAGCGAGGAUGCGGCGACAUGAGUCCACAUGUGCGGAAGGCAGCGGCAUUGGCGAUUCCAAAAUGCUACCGAUUGGAUCCAAACACUCUGCCACAACUGAUAGGGUACUUGUCGACAUUGCUGGGAGACCCUCAAUACUUUGUGGUAGGACCUGCAGUUGCUGCUUUCCUCGAGGUCUGCCCGGACCAGAUCGAUCUGAUCCACAAGCACUAUCGCAGUCUCGUGAAGAAACUGGUUGACAUGGAUGAAUGGGGUCAGCUUGCGACUUUGCGACUCCUGACUAUCUAUGCACGCAAGUGCUUUCCUCGUAAAAGCCAGAAGAUCAAGCAGGCUGUCACAACCAAAUCAUUUUACGACAAUGACGAGGGCCAAGUCCAGGGGAAGCCUGUCGAUGGCGCCGAGUACGAGGUUCAGCUAGUUGACCCUGACUUUGAGCUUCUUCUCCGGGCGUGCAAACUUCUGCUGCAGAACCGCAACUCUGCGGUCAUCGUCAGUGUGGUUCGCUGUUUCUUCCACCUUGCGCCGCCUGAUUACCUCCAAUCUGCGAUUGGCCCCCUGGUGGCUCUUUUGAGGUGUCCCCAGGAUAUGCAACAUAUUGCUCUGUACAACAUCGUUGCGGUUGCUUUGAGAGAUCCUCGGCCGUUCACAAAGUACAUCUCUCGGUUCCUUGUGCAUGCUAGCGACCCAUUACACAUCUGGCGCCUCAAACUCGAAAUUUUGACAAUUCUCUUCCCUUACUGCGGGCAGCACUGGAAGGGUGUGAUCAUCAGCGAGCUUGAACACUUCUCUGCUAGUGCUGACCCGGAGCUAGUUCGAGAGAGUGUGCGAGCAAUUGGACGCUGCGCCCAGGGUGACGCCAACACUGCUGAUCUCUGCCUGCGCAUUCUACUUAGUCAAAUUUCAAGUCUGGAUGGCAACCUGGUUUCCGAAUCGCUGACAGUCAUCCGACACCUGAUUCAACAAGAUCCGCCUUCCCAUAAGCAAACGGUUGUCAAGCUUGUGAGCCAUCUCGGCACAACAACAAACCCUGACGCCCGGGCAACGAUAAUUUGGCUCGUGGGAGAAUUCGCAGGCGUUGAUCCCCGACACAACAUUGCACCUGAUGUUUUGCGUGUCCUGAUCCGGUCUUUUGCGGACGAGACUGAGAUCGUCAAGCAACAGGUCGUUCUUCUAGGAGCUAAGGUAUAUCUUCACCACUUGCUUCAAAAAUCUUCCACCGAGACACCAGACCAAGCUUUACCUUCUAUCGAUAAUGCGACUGCCACGCGCCUUGGGGAAGCCAUUGAAAAUGAAUGGACUUCGGACCAGCGCGGAAACGAACCUCACAUGGAAGGCACCCAGCAAUCUGGGGAGGCAGAGGAGAUUGCAAAUGAAGAAAACGAGGAUCGUAUCACUAUGCUCUGGCGCUACAUCUUGCUCUUGGCACGGUAUGACCCUUCAUACGAUCUCCGCGACCGCGCUCGCUUGUAUAAAGCUCUUCUUGCGACUCCCUCGUCCACACAGCUAGCCAACUUGCUCUUGUUGGCCCCCAAGCCCGUCCCGCAUGCCCCUAGUCCGUCAGAGACACGCAAAGACCUCCUACUAGGUACGGCCACUCUUGUUAUUGGUCAAGAGGCAGGACAUCACGGCCUACGGGGGUAUGCCAAUCUUCCUGACUGGGUUGAACCAGGUCAGGAGCCCGACUCUAGUCUACGGGCCGAAGAGAUCAAGCCAGAGACUUCAACAACCCUCGAUGCUUCCAUGACUGCUGGAGCCCGCUUGGACAAGGCCCUCAGAGAACACAAGAGCAUCGUGCCACCACAGAGAUCCGGCGGUGGAGUGAGCGGUGCAAUCUCUGGCAAGAAGACUCUCGAUCAAUGGCUUGACGAAGAGGAGGAAACGGACGCAGAGUCAGAGACUGAAGAGGAAACAGAUUCUGAGGAAGAGACCGGCUCCGAAGAGGAUUCCGAGGACGGAUCAGAUAAUGACUCAGAGGACGAGGACGAGGACGAGAAUGACGACUCUGAAGUAGACGAUACUGACUCUGAGACGGAAGCCGUGCACAAAGAGGCUCAACAGCUGCUUAAGUGA